This is a messenger RNA of Cylicocyclus nassatus, 1308 nucleotides long. NCBI's taxonomy places the organism in Eukaryota, Metazoa, Nematoda, Chromadorea, Rhabditida, Strongylidae. The record is from the annotation of a GenBank genome assembly.
AUGAAGAAUGUUCGGCAAUUCGCAAGGCGGCUCGACGGCGCCACCUUUAUAGACAUUUGUGUUCGUCUCGGCAAGCCACUCAUUACUGCCGACCCUGCCUACGAAUGUGUCUCUAGAAUGGACUUGUAUGAGGAACUCAAACGGUCCACCACUGCUAGUCGGAUAAUAGAAACCACUUACGGGCUGCGUUUCUUGGAUUGCGCAACUGAAAAAGAACCAGCGCUGUUUGGUCCCAUAGAUGAGGGUUACACUUGCAGCCUUAAGGGUAGAGAAAUAGUACUCACGGAGGAUCAGCACAAAGCCUUAGCCUUGGCUUUCAGCGACUUGCCAAUAGCCGCCAUACAGGCGGCGUUUGGGACUGGUAAGACUGUUGUGGGCGCUUUAGCAGCCGCCCUAAUUGCAAGAAAAACCCCGGUGUUAGUGACUGCUUCCACAAAUGCUGCCGUGGCUCAAUUUGCUGAGACAUUGUUGUCCCUAGAUAAUCAAAAUCAUCUUGCCGUGGUUCGUUAUCUGUCGGACACUGCCGCAGCCGAGAACAACUCUCCAACUUCGGCCGAUUUGGGAGAACUUCUCAAGGAACUGGGAACUCGGUACGCAGAACAGUUGACCGCUGACGAGUUGGAUUUGUGCAGCGCCUUUCAGUCAGGAAGGGAAGUCCUUGAACGAUAUCUAGACGACCCUGAUCUCGUGUUUCGCAUGACGGAGGAGGAUCGGGAAGAAUACUUCAUCAGUGAAAGGUUCGUCUCAAGGAACGUGCAGAAAAUGGUAGACUUAUUGUUUCGCCUCAUGAAGCCUAACGUGAUCUUAGCGACGACAUCGUCCAUGUUGAACGUUAGCGGUCCAGGGGGUAUCUUUAAGAAGCACGUGGAAGGUUUCAAGGUGUUAAUUGGUGAUGAGGCUUCACAGAUACCGGAACCAGUGCUGAUGGCUUUAGCAGUCCGCCUACCUGCUCGUCGGCACGUGUACAUAGGCGACGUUCAUCAGUUGGAACCUCACGCUAAGUGGCCCCGCUCAUCAAAUCCAGUGCGUUUCGGGGCGCAGAGCGUGAUGAGUGUGCUGACAAGAGCACGCGCGGUUCCCGUAGCCCCUUUACUAACAACUUUCCGCGCACACCCGGAUCUCAUAGAGCUGCCGAACCGUGUGGCGUACAAUGGCGAACUAGUUAGCGGCUUACGGCGAGAGGAUCGGCAAAUGCUGCUGUCGGACGGUAUUUCUAAAGACUAUUUUGAAAAUCCACGGGCGUGGCCGAUACGCGCGGGGUUCGGGGAGAAACUCCAAGGUCCGGUAACCGACCGGCGGCGCCUCUGA